AUGCGCUUCACUUCUCUCAUCGCUGCAAUUGCUUCGGCAUAUCUAGCCUCCGUCGCAUCGGCAUGCCAGCCAGACGGCACCAUUGGAAGCUCAUUGCCGGCUUCUAACCUCAAUUGCUGCAGUGGCUGUGCUUGGAAUAGCUACAUCCGGAAUAAUGCCGUUACAUACUAUUGUCCUUCGGUUUCUGGGAGCCAGUGCAACAUCAUUCCUUACCACGGCUAG
Messenger RNA from Fusarium proliferatum ET1, 222 nucleotides. RefSeq lists its product as uncharacterized. The coding region runs from base 1 to 222 and encodes 73 amino acids. The record is from RefSeq and is a predicted model, not a curated record. Lineage: Eukaryota; Fungi; Ascomycota; Sordariomycetes; Hypocreales; Nectriaceae. The transcript is spliced from 2 exons.